CGCGAGCAGCCCCGUCCCGUUCCGUUUCCAGAUUCCCCCGUCUCCGCGCCUGCCUGGCGCCUACCUGUAUACCUAACCCCAACACCUCGAAACGCGACCAACACCCGGCUUCCUCGACCGACCGACCGACCGACCGACCGACCGAUUGCUCCAGCGCCUGCGCCAGUCCCGUCCAAGGCCGGAAGACUCCCCGUCGUCGUUAACGUGGGCGUGUGGUGCUACACUUUCCUUAUACGUCCGUCCACACAUACAACCACACACAAUUCGCCAUGAACUCCGUAACAACCUCGACAAUAGGCCGCCUGGCCUUCGGCGUUUCACGUCUCAGCGCCGUCACCAACGUUGCCGGCGCCGUGCGCCACGCCAGCACACACCCCACCACCGCAAUCCCAAAACCGACCACAGCGGUUCUCAAGACAAGCCCAUUGGCCGAGGAGACGGCUGUCGAGCUCAAGAGCCCAUCCAGGCUGCAGCUCAAGUCAGAGCCAGGAAACAAGGGAAACCCCAAGGGCCAUGGCGAUCGCAUCUGGGCGUUUCACCACAUUGAGCAAGGCCAGGUGAUCUACUCGACCAAGCCUGUUAUCUCUCACCAACACCUCAUCCGCCAACAACCCUUCACCGGCAAGAACCUCGUCCCCCGCAAGAUCCGCAAGGACUACUGGCGUCCACUCGCCAUGAUCGAGCUGGCGGGCAAGGACCAAGGUGCGGUCGGCCGAUCCGUCUACCAGAAGCUGCGAGAGUUCAAGAAGCGGCACGAGCUGGACUGGGCCAACGAGGCCGAGGAAGGCCGCAAGCUGAUGCACAAGUCCAAGCGUGAGCGCGGCCAGGAGCUCAACGACCAGAAACCCAACAGCGUGGCCGACAUGGCGGCCGUGCUGGCGGGAGCCGGCAAGGGUAACCUCAUGUGGCAGGUGUCUCGCGUUGGGUCUUCGUCAGAACUGGUGGGCGAGAUCAAGAAGGCGAGCGGGGCGGUGGAAAAGGGGGCUGUUGUCGACGUCAAGAGGCAGCUGAGAAGGGCAACGGUGUACUGGACCAACGAGCAGGAUAAGUUCCACGCGAGGGAGUGGAGCGAUAACGUCAGCCAUGAGGUUGGUAUCCCUGGCGAGGCCGAGAAGAAGAGGAUGCCUAUUAGGAUGAGCAGCGAGUAAGGGGUCAUGAUCAGUCAUGGAAGGGGUUAGGUGGGGUGGAAGAAGGAGGAGUGCAGCCUUGUCGAGGUGCUCUCCGGUCGGAAGAAGGAGAUGUGAAGGUUGAGCGCCGCAGACAGCGGGGUAGGUAUGUGAGUGAGGACAACCAACCCGGAAAUGGAAAGUUCUCUUAAGACAGUCCAUGCCACCCUUCUAGGCCAUAAACCAUCAUACUCUGGGUGUACAAUUGUCCUGUAUCAACACAUGUGUGGGGAGGUAUUUUUUUAAGGUAAAAACAGGUCGGUCGAUUGACCUCGCUGACCCGUGUUUGUAUUCAUAGUUCUCUGUAAAAAUG
Molecule: messenger RNA, 1479 nt
Organism: Neurospora tetrasperma FGSC 2508
Lineage: Eukaryota; Fungi; Ascomycota; Sordariomycetes; Sordariales; Sordariaceae
Exons: 2
Coding region: 270-1148 (292 amino acids)
Biological process (GO): positive regulation of mitochondrial DNA replication; DNA recombination
Cellular component (GO): nucleus; mitochondrial large ribosomal subunit
Molecular function (GO): single-stranded DNA binding; structural constituent of ribosome; DNA strand exchange activity
Source: RefSeq, a predicted model, not a curated record